Pestalotiopsis fici W106-1 is the source of this 630-nucleotide messenger RNA. RefSeq lists its product as uncharacterized. The transcript has 2 exons. The coding region runs from base 1 to 630 and encodes 209 amino acids. Gene Ontology annotation, biological process: cellular response to oxidative stress. NCBI's taxonomy places the organism in Eukaryota, Fungi, Ascomycota, Sordariomycetes, Amphisphaeriales, Sporocadaceae. The record is from RefSeq and is a predicted model, not a curated record.
AUGUCUUCCUCCUCCGUCGUCUCGGCCAACUCGGUCAUUGAGCUGAUCAAGAACCGCCGCUCCAACUACGUCCUGUCCAAGAACCUGGGCGACGUCUCCAAGGAGCGCAUCUCCGAGAUUGUCAAGGAGGCCACCCUGCACGUGCCCUCGUCGUUCAACGCCCAGCCCGUCCGCGUCGUCGUCCUCUUUGGCGCCGAGCACGAGAAGCUCUGGGACAUUACCGGCGACAUCCUGAAGGCCAUUGUCCCCGAGGAGAACUGGAAGCCCACUGGCGACAAGAUUGCCCUGUUCAAGGGCGCCGCUGGUUCGAUCCUGUUCUUUGAGGACUCCGAGACAGUCAAGAAGCAGCAAUCCGCCUUCCCCAUUUACGCCGACAAGUUCCCCCUGUGGGCCACCCAGGCCGACGCCAUGCUGCAGCACACCCUCUGGGUCGCCCUCGAGGCCGAGGGCCUCGGCGCCAACCUGCAGCACUACAACCCCAUCAUCGACGAAAAGGUCGCCGCCCAGUGGAGCAUCCCCGCCGACUGGAAGCUCAAUGCCCAGCUCGUCUUUGGCGGCAAGGAGAAUGACAAGCCUGGCGAGAAGUCGUUCAUCCCCAUUGACGAGCGCGUCAAGGUCUUUGGUGCCUAA